ACAAGCCUAAUAUGGAUAUAUUUGAGCACAGCCUGUCACCGCGAUAUUAGACCAGUAAACUACGGUGUGCUGGAUGGGGAUUACCGGGGCAGGGUGAGGUCGUCGCUUCCUCUCGGACGGGGCUUCAUGAAUGCGUCAAAAUGGUGCCAUGGGAGGUUCGAGUUCUGAAUUGAAGCUUAUCCCCUUGGGUUGGACGACUGCAGGUCACCAGUCUGCCAGACCUCAUGGCUCCAUUUCUGCUCCUGAUGUUCCUUCUGACUGAAGCAGCAUCGGACCUGAUGGUGGUAACAGUGCACCCUGGAGAUGAUGUCAUUCUACCAUGUCAGGCUGCUGAUUCCUCCAUCAUAGCUGCAGAGUGGAGCAGACCUGACCUGGAGCCAGAGUACGUCCUUUUCUAUAGAGAUGGACACCUGGAUCCAACCCACCAGCAUCCAUCCUUUAAGGACAGGGUGGACCUGGUGGACAGAGAUCUGAAGGACGGAGACGUGUCUUUAAUUCUGAAGAAUGUGGACAGCAUCGACAACGGGACAUACGAGUGUCGAGUUAAACCAGCUGGUUCCAGACAUAGAAAGAGAGCCAUCAUCGACUCUGAGCCAAUCAGAAUCAUCAGUCUGCAGGUGACAGACCCAGGUUCCGAUGAUAGAAACUCCUCUCCUGGAGGCCGAGACCUUGGACUGGCAGCAGGUGUUCUGCUUCUUGUAGCUGCUGCUGUGGUUGGUGUCCUGAUGUUUAAAAGAUGUAAGGACAAGAGAUCAGGACAACCUGCUGAUGAUGAAGCAUCAGGUGAUCUGACAACUCAUAGAGCUCUUUACAUAUAGACAAUAUAUAAACACAGAUAUACAGAUGAGUAUUAAAAAAUCCUCGAUGCAAAAUGAGUUGCCUCGAAGCUUUGUUAAAUCAAUGUUACCAACGUUGUAUCGCUGACGGACGGUGUUUCCGCACGGGGCAUAUAUACUGCAUUAUUACUUUAUUUGAACAAAGCUUGAUGCUGGAGAAAUUAUUGUUUUAAACUUUUUGCAUAUGGCCUGUGGAGGCAUCUGCUUCAUCUCUUUUGCACUUUGUUUACAAAGGUCCUAACUGGCACUCUUUAUGUCUGAGCCUAAUGUUUAAUAUUUUUUGAAGUGCCAUUUUGUUUACAUC
Molecule: messenger RNA, 1140 nt
Organism: Perca flavescens (yellow perch)
Lineage: Eukaryota; Metazoa; Chordata; Actinopteri; Perciformes; Percidae
Product: coxsackievirus and adenovirus receptor homolog
Exons: 4
Coding region: 225-818 (197 amino acids)
Biological process (GO): regulation of cytokine production; negative regulation of T cell proliferation; immune response
Cellular component (GO): external side of plasma membrane
Molecular function (GO): signaling receptor binding
Source: RefSeq, a predicted model, not a curated record